This is a messenger RNA of Cavenderia fasciculata, 1305 nucleotides long. RefSeq lists its product as uncharacterized. The record is from RefSeq and is a predicted model, not a curated record. Bases 1 to 1305 code for a protein of 434 amino acids. Lineage: Eukaryota; Evosea; Eumycetozoa; Acytosteliales; Cavenderiaceae. The transcript is spliced from 6 exons.
AUGUUGUUAGAACAAUGUUGUAACAAUAAAGAGUAUAAUGAUCGUUUGCGUGUCUUAAGGGUUAACGUUUUAGUCAAAGGUCAAUCAGUACAAACAUGUCAAACAUGUGUAUUGAGUCUCGACUCUGUUGCCCAACAAUUAGAACAAAUCACUUCCACUGGUUCAUUUGAUUCAUGUUCUGAAAUUUGUUCAGAAUUAAGCAACUCAACAGCUGUUCAAAGUACCAAUCAAUGCUUGACCAACGUUGCCAACCCAUCGGGUAACUUUGGUCUAGUCAGAACCCAAAGCUUCCCAGCCGACUGGCGCAACUACACCUUUACAGCCAAAUACCAAUUGUUCAAUCGCAUCAAUGUCGGUCAAUUUGUCUUUAAUAUCACCGGUGACAAUUGGACACCAUUGCUCUCUACAAGUUCUUACUUUUUCGAUGCACCCAAAGCAAAAGGUUACAAGCAACAAUGGGUUGCUUACCUCAACAGUACUACCUUUCCUCAAGGUGAUGCCUUUGAACUCACUGUUUCUGCUUGUGCUGGUGUUUGUGCAUCUCCCUAUCAAUCGGCAAUCAAUAAUCUAAUCGAUGAUUGUAAUAAAGAAAUAAGAGAAAAGAUUUAUUCAACAUUCAACUUUAAAGAGAUAUGUACUAAAUCGAUAACACCAAUCAAUGAAGUGGCAUCGAUUGUUGGUAUUGAUAUUACCAAAGAGAGUGAUCAUUCGUUAAAGUGGAAUUCAAUCUAUACCUAUUAUCGAUACAUGUUUGCAGCCAAUUCAUUUGACCAUCGAUACAUUGCACACAUGAAUACGCGACAUGUUGAUCUAACAACUACCACUGACCCUCUACCAUUUAACAAUUACGUCAAUGCAAAAGAUGUUUGGUGGUUUGAUGUUGGUAAUAUGUUUACUCUACCAAUUGGUAACUAUCGUGUAUAUUGGAUGGUAAAGUAUAAAUUUAGUGGAUGGGUUGAUGUAUGGCAUCAAAUUGAAGAUGGUGAUUACAAAAGUGAAAAGGUAACAACUAGACGUCACUUUAACAAGAAUGAUGAUGGUGGUAAUAAAUGGACCUAUUUUGAUGGUGGAUUGGUGAUACCCGAUAAAAGUAUGAUAGGUAAAACAACAACAACAACAAUGUCUGUGCACGCUAAACUCACAAAUGUUGAUAGCUCUCAUAAAUCUGGUUUCUAUGUUGCUUUUGCUUUGUUUGUACCUAUAGAAAAAGAAGAAGAAUCAAUCAUUCAUACACCUAAUAUAUUAUGUAAAACUAAUCUUGAAAUGAUAAACAAGAAGAAGAAUAAAAAGAAUAAAAAGAAAUAA